Molecule: messenger RNA, 6665 nt
Organism: Electrophorus electricus (electric eel)
Lineage: Eukaryota; Metazoa; Chordata; Actinopteri; Gymnotiformes; Gymnotidae
Gene: ahdc1
Product: AT hook, DNA binding motif, containing 1
Source: RefSeq, a predicted model, not a curated record
GUUAGAUACCUUAGAGUCGGUUUGCAGAGGGGCGAAAAACGGCGCAGAAACGCGCUCAUUUCUAUAUAGCUCGCUCUCUCCAUCCCAGACGCAUGAUUACGAAGCUGCGGUGUACAAUUUCUAAAAAACUGAGCGUCUAUCAUAAGUAGUAACGAAAACGCGCGAGUUUUUCUUCUGUUCCCUGUACAUGUUUUAAACGUUUUUUCUAGGCUUAGAGUAUUUUUUUAGCGCUACCAGAUGCUGAUAUUGAGCAGCUUGGUUUGGCGUCGCAAAACGACAGAGGACCAAGAUGCCCGAAAUCGAUAAAGCUGUGGAGUGUGUUUUCCACGCGGAUACCUAUGAUUUUAAAAUUGGUGCAUGUCGGGGGUGGCAUCGUUACCAGCUGUUACGUGAUCCAGCUGAGGCAGCCUUGACGUGCGCGUGAGGACCCCAGCGCCACCGCUGCUGCAGCACGGAACGUGAAGGCUAGCGCGAGCUCGGCGCCUCCCGACAGCUUUGGUCUCCAUGGCGACCUUUAUUAAAGGAAGCUUGGCAGGCCACAACAGCUGGAGACUUCUGAUUGGCAGAGAGGAGAGAUCCAACAUUCCCUGAGACUGACCUUGGCUAUAGCUGUCAUGACAGCAAGGUAACAAACUGGCAGGCUAGAAAUUGCCAUGGAAACAUGCAGUUUGUGAGUGAGAUGAGAAAUAGUUGAGAAAAUCUAUUGAAAGGGAUAACACAAAACAUGGCUGCAGCAACAGAAACGAACAACACUGCCUGAUAAUUUUUGGAAACUUCACUCCUGAAAUCUGUGAAGCCUGUGUAUAUUGGAGGCCUUGCACUCGGACUCACCCAUCAAGGAGCUGCACGUUGCGAGUGAGAGUUGCCUGGGUUGAAGCUGUCAGAUAACUUUGCUGCCUAUUGGACAACAGCCCUCACACGCACAGAUUGGAGCACCUCAUAUACGUGCAUUGGUACAGUUUGUGAGUUUGCGGUGUAAUGAGCCGUCUGUCAGGCCGUCUGCGCUCCGGAAGUGUGCGUUUGCCUUGUGAAGCGCUGGCCGAGGAGGACUGCAGUGAGAGCGAGGGCUCCUGGAUGGGAGAUGUGGAGCCUGGAGUGUCUUCAGCUGGCCCCACAGAUUCUGGCGCAGCCGCUUCACUACAUUAUGGACUUUAUUCGGCUUCUUCACUGGCUAAUGGCCUGCGUAACCAUGAUGAACAGCUCCAGCGCAGAGCAAGGAGACGCAGACAAAUGGACCAUGUUGAACAAAUGCACAUGCAUGAACAGCAUCACACGCACCUGCAGAUGCACGCGCACCAGCAAACGCACUCGCUUGAGCAGAACACUCAAACAGAACACUCGAACACACAUCUGCAGUCACAGACACACAUUCAUAUGGAUGCCCAAAUGUGUAUGGAUGCAGAUGUGCUGACACACAAGCACACACAUGCGGAGAUGGACUCACACAUAGACUCCAAUUCCCCUCUCAUGGAGCGAGAUACAUCACUUGUCCCAGAGGACCUGUCUAUAACCCCCAAGUCCGAAACAUACACCUCUAUUAUCCAUUCAACCCACCCAUUACAAACCAGCCAACCCUCACAAAACUAUAUAGCCCUUCAACACAGCCCUGUCUCUAAGUGUAAUGUAGAGACAGUGCAAACCCCUACCUUUUGUAAACCAGAGACAGACCAUCUACCCAGCCCUGACAUGUGCCACAGUUCUAGUGUAGGCCACAACCUCAUGAACACCCCUAUAGAGGCUGAGAGGAAGUAUACCCUGAGGAGCUCUGGUCGGCCACGCUUCCCUUGCCACCUUCGCAAGUCAUCCCGUUUGCGUCGAGCCGCAGAAGACAGCAUAUUGAAAAGGGAAGGGGAACAAAGAGAGGAGGAGGAGGAGGAAAACAUCUGGAGACGAGAGGAGAUCAGGCUGAAGGAAGAGCUCUUUCCAGAAGUCACCUCGGCUGCUUUACCUCCCAGGGUUGUCCAAGCACCGACUAAAUCAUCCAGCAUGGUGCCAAAUCACAGUGCAAGUACAGCAUUUGGAAGUGAGUGCAGCACUGUGACCCAGCCAUCAACAAGAGGAAAACGACGAGGUCGCUUUUUGGGUGUGAGGAAGAUAGUGGUGAAAAUAGCACGGAUCCCCGUGCACCUUAGCCGACGGCAGAAAAGCUAUAAGAUCUCUUCCUUAGAGAGUGUAGGGUUGGCUUCACGUGGGGAAGUGGGUCCUGGGAAUGAAGGGUCAGAGGGGGUGUUUGGGGGCGAGACAGGUACCCCCAUUACAAGGGAGCCGACUGCUCUUCUCCGCAUGAAAAACAACGGAAGGAGCGUAAUGGUGAUGUUUCCCCCGGGAGAGCUGCCUGUCAUCCUGAAGCGUCGUAGGGGAAGGCCUCCUAAACAGGCCCUGCCAGGACAGCCUGAUAUGCGUGAGACUAGAGCCGGCGCUGCGAAUGCCGCCGAGCCCAAGAAGCCACGGCGGCGGCGGCGAGUCAAGCUGCCGUCCCCACUGCCCUCGUAUGUGAAUGACACCAACGAUGUUAAGGUGGAAUACGCGGACGUUCUCUCCAAGCUGGCCUUCCUGAACAGGCAGCCUCCCAGCACAGGCCGCUGCUCCCCACCACGAUGCUGGACCCCUACUGAGCCAGAGACCUUCCACACAUCUCCAGAGAACCCAAACCUGUCCACCCUACUGCAUCGACUCACAGGGUUCCGCCGGCGAGGGGGUCGUGCUGGUUGCAUGGGUGGGAGGGGAGGGGGCAUGGCAGGAUGCUCUGAGGCCUUUAAGAGGUCAUUCAGUGACUUCUUUGAGACAAUUGGCAAGAAGCGGAAAGUUCCUCUAUCAGAACCAGGAACGCCGCGAAAGAGGGGAAAGGGGGUUAGUGGUGGAAUAAGUAGGUCAGCUUUCAGUGAGCAAGGCAUCCCUGUCCCUGGGGAGAAGGUUAGAAAACGCCGUGCACGAAAGAAUGGAGCAUUAAAAGGUGGUCAGGGAAUCCAAGAACAAGACUGGCAAAAUGGACGGAGUGGAUGGGGGGAAAAAGGUGAUCCAGAUACCCCUGAAAGAGCAGGCAGUUAUCAGGGCUCUUGCUCUCCACGGGGAGGUUUUCCUUCCUCAGAGACUGGUAAGGGAGGACUUUAUCACAGCCCUGGUAGACGAGGAGCUGGCAGUGGAGAGGAUUCUCAUGGAAUGUUUGCAGGAUACUUUCGCUCUUUACUUGAUUCAGAUGACUCCUCAGACUUGUUGGACAUCUCUAUGGCCAGCCCUACAGGACGGCAAGAUGCUCGUAAGCUCACUCCUGGAUAUGAAGGCAGCAGCCCGGGUGCCGCCCAUCGCUGGUCUCCUGCUUUUCCUAAGAGAAGCCCUAAAGGAUCUGCUAACACUGGGGAGGGACCAUUACUUCCCUCAGCCCAAACUCAGUCCCAGAGCAGCUCUGUGACUAGACCCCCAUAUUCAUACAAUGUUUCCCAAACCUCCCCCACCACUCCCUUCCCAAAAUCUCCUGCUGUCUCCCUCUCCCGCUCCCCUAGUUCUCCCCAUCCUUCUUCUGGUGGUUUUUCCCAAUACCCCUCAGCCUAUAGUGGAACUGUCCCACAAGGCACAGGCAUUUGCCCUGUUCCUCAGCAGCAGAGGCCAAGUGACUGCAGCUUUACAUAUGGCACUAAAGCCUCCCCUGCCCCAUCUGCACAACGGCAGAUUAGUUAUUCAAAUUAUCAUGCUUCUGCCAAACGUCAUUAUAGUGGAUAUCCUGGACCUGCUCAUGCAAUGCAGCAGAGUGAGUCUGCUGGUCCAGGAUCACCAGGUGGAAGUUACAUGUCAAUAUCAAAGACUAGCCCCUUCUCCUCAUCCUCAUCUCCUCCCGAAGGCUGCAGACAAUACCAGUCCUCUGCUCUUUGGGGCUACAGGCAAGGAGGACCGACCUGGGGCAGUGAUGGAUUUGGCACUCAUCAGUUCCAUGGCUACUCUGACUAUGGAGUUGGCACAGCUAGCUCAGAGUCCAAAGAUAUACUGGACAUAUCAAAUUACACACCUCAGAAGGCAAAGCAGCGUCCCUGCCCUGACACAUUCUCUGAGUCCUCUUCUGACUCCUCCCACACAGGGAUAGGGAGUGUGGGGGCACCAUUCUGCCCUAGGGAUGUUCCAGUGCCUGAGGGACAGUCUAGCUUGUCAAGCCUGGAGAAGCUGAUGCUUGAUUGGAAUGAAAAUUCUGCUGGCCCUUCAUACAACUGGAGUCAGAAUGUUUUGUUUCAAGGUGGGACCAAGCCAGGCCGUGGUCGCAGGAAAAGGUCAGAGCCGCAGAAUGAGAGGGAAGCAUGCCCUAUGCCCCCAGGAUCACCUGCAAGCCCUCCCAUGCAGGGAGGUGGUCCAAAGCGCGGUUCUUCUGCAGGCCGACAACCCAGGGGGGCGAGGGGCAGGGGGGGGUUCUCCCCUUGUCAACGAGAGCGACCUCUACCGCCCAAACCCAAACCUCAAAAGCCUGCAGCCCCAGCAGGGGUUGGGCAGAUGACUUCAACAGGAGGACUAUACCAGGAAACGUUGGAUUAUUACAGUGGAGAUAGCAGUAGCCUAUCACCUCUCAGUCAUGCCCCUGAGCCCUGUGAAUAUCCAUCUCCCUACUCUGCCCACACCUCUACUCCCUCUUCUGAUGAGAGAUUUGCCCAGAUCUACCCCUCGGACUCUGCCUCUCUUUCCCCCAGCCUUUCAACACAGUCAGAUGUUCUAAAGCAGUACCCUAAGCCAGGCCCACCACCACAGACGUAUGGGCAUGCAGCCAGGACAUUCAGCCCAACGCUGUCCCCUAGUCCCCGGCUCCUGCCUCAGUGUGGCUCUGCAAUGAGUCCUCACCGUGUGUCAAAGGACCAGUUUCCACAGUAUGACUCCCCUAGUUACAGCGGCUCCCCGUGCUGGUACGGGCAGGGUGGCAGUGUUGCUAAUAGUCCCCACAGCUAUGAGGAGCAGCGAUCUAUUGCCAUCGCUAUGCCCUCCCACAAACGGGACAUGUCACUGAUGGGCCCAGGAAUGAGGGUGCCAUCCCACUCUCCUUAUCCUCCACCUGUACUUAGAGGUCCUACAAUGUCCUCUUCUUGUGUGGGUGGGACACUAGACUCUUCUCCCCAGCAUGAGGAGCUGGGUUACCAUAGUAAUAUGGACAGCUAUGCACCCCUUGGGCAUCGUUACAUGUCCCAAACUGCUCGAGGGGGGGUUCUCUGUCAGCUACUGGACCAACCCAACGAUGAAGGCUUUACUGUCACCAGCCUGUAGUUAGCAUUGUUGAGGCAAUCCAGCAAAGAUGAUUUGGACUACGCCAUUUUCAUAUUUUUAAAAUAUUUUGUAAAUGAGAUGCUACAGAAGACACUUACUAAGUAAGAGAGGAGAUUUGGAACUGUGGACUAAAAGCUGACUUCUCCAGCAGUGACAAUCAAGAUCCAACUUUACACCACACACAUACAUACACACACAGAUGCAUGCAUGCUUUAUGCUUACAUGUUUUUCACGUAUUUUUACACACGCAAAACACACACACAAACACACACUCACAAACAUUUGAAACCGCACAUGCACGCACAGAUAGACACUCUCACACACAAGACCAGUAUGGAGCUUGGGUGGAGUUUUUUUUAGGAUGGACACACACACUGCUAAUAUCUAGUAGAAGAAAUGAAUUGAACUGCAGAAACACAGGAAUCCUCAGAAUGCAAGUAUGGCUCAUUAAAGCUGAAACUCAGACAUGCCUGCAACUGUCUAUCAAACCAACGUGAGAGAGCACACAAAAAAAAAAAGGAAAAAAAAGAAAAGAAAAGGUUUUGGACUACAUACUGAUUUCUCUCUCUCAUUUUCUCUCUGAUCUGAUACUCUUUCUGUGUCUAUCUGUUUUUCUAGUCUCAGCAUCAUCUCUGACCAUAUCACUGAAGAGAUUAAUUACAUACUACCCAAAAAUCAAACUCCUUCGCAGGAUUAUUUAAUGGUAAUCCUGCUCCCUACUCAGACUUUACCCCUUAUCUUCCCUUAUGUGCUGUCUGCUCCAAGAUACCAGCAUCUGUACAUAAAUCACACCAACAGACCCAACACCAGAGGAGCAAUCUACAAUGAGAACAUAACUCAAACAUAAAUAAUUUUAAAAGUGAAGAAACAUUUGGAAAGUUGUACAAACUCAUUACAGGAAUGUCACGAGAAUCUCCCAGAAUUUCUGUAAAAGGUGACAUCAGUUUUUAAGUGGCUUUCAGUGGUUCUGCUUGGUCCUGUGCAAAUAGGUACUGCAGUGUUUUCUGACAGGGACCUCUUCUGGUCCUGUGGGAGUCCGUGUGAAUCCAGUACCCGCUUCUGCUGCUCUUGCUCCUGGCCUGCAGCACGGUCAUACCCUGCCCAAUGCCUGGUUCAUGUCUCUGUGUUUUCAUCAUUUCCUGUCAGGAGGACAGACACUCAUGCACUGACCCCAAAGAUGCUGCUCUGGCAUAGGUGCUGAGAGGUCAGCCCUCUGGCCAUUCUGGGCACAGAGGUCUGGGACUCAGGGUGUGGACAAUGCCUACUCUCCUACUCAUCCUCUCCUUUUUUUUUUCCCUCUUUCUCUCGCUCCACUGUUCUAUUUCUUGUGGUCCACUGUGUCGUAUAGUGAUUUUUUGUGAUGAAAUACUGUAUCUGUCUGUUCCAUAUACUGUAUCUAAGGUGGGAAUAUUUAAAUACACAUUCUCUUCUUA